CUUCAAAUACCGCAUUACUCAAGCCCUAAUGUUGCACUACCCCUCCCGUACCUCUAGCCGUGUACAAUGCUCCUUUCCCCUAUCCUACGGCAGCUAAGACACCUCCCGCGCCUCUUCAUCCGCCAUGCUACAUCCUCGGGACCUCUAGGUCCAGCUCUCCGCGCCUUUCUUGCGUCCCUCCUCCUAUGGCUGCUCGCAUUCCAGUACUGCAAGUUCCGCUACUGGCGCAACCCCCACUCUGCCUUCUUCCGCAGUGAGGGCGUGUACGACUUGCACUACAGUGCCAACCGCCAGGCACAGGCUGCAGCCUACAUCGAGAACGCCAACACGACGGACGAUGGCGCCGCGGGCGAGCUCAUACGAGGCGGGGAGGAGCCGGUGAUAUGUGCGGCUUUUGUGACUGUGAAGAGGGAGAAGAUGAAUUACUUCGCUCAGUCGAUUGGGUCGAUGUUAGAGGGCUUGACGGAGGAAGAGCGCAAAGCGCUGCACUUGUCCAUUUUAUUCGCGGAUACAAACCCAGCUGGACAUCCCAAUUGGAAGGACCCGUGGCUUAGGAGGGUGGUGGACAAGGCGGAUACAUAUGAUAUCCCGGACGAAGAGCUCGCCCGGAUCAAGGAGGCGGAGGAGAAGCGGAACUUUUACGUGAAAGGACUCUUCGACUACAAAUAUACCCUGGAAUAUUGCUUGAAUAGCAACGCGCCUUAUAUUGCCAUUUUCGAAGACGACAUCGUUUUUGCCGAAGGCUGGAUGGCUAGAGUCCUCAAUGCCCUCGCGGACGUCAGGCAUACACCCCCAGCUCGUUCAAUACUCCCCGACGCCAGCGUCACUCGCCCAUGGCUAUACCUACGCCUCUUCUACACAGAGACAGCGUUGAUGUGGGAGCAGACGGACUACUGGUACGCGAACAUACACCUAGCAUUCGCUCUGUCUACCUUCACCGGCCUACUCACGCUCCUUGCGAUCCGCUACCAAUUCCCCUCGACACGUCCGCACCUCGACCCCCUUGCUCUCGCAGUAAUAAGCCUUGUUACCGUCCCCGCCUUCACAGCCCUUGUCUUCAUGAUCGGGAAGUACUCUCUUCAACCCCUUUCAGGGGUAGUGAAGAUGAACAAGUACGGCUGCUGCACACAGGGGCUUGUCUUCCCACGCACUCAGGUGCCAGGACUGCUGGGCUACUUCGCCGAGCGGGUGCAUGGGCAGACGGACUCAUUGAUAGAGGAGUAUGCCAAUCGUGAUGGGUUGGACAGGUAUGCACUUGCGCCACAGGUGGUGCAGCAUGUGGGGCUGCAGUCGAGUAGGGACAAUAUCGAGAUCAAUGCGAGGAGUACGUGGGCGUUUUGGUUUGAGGUCAAUGACCAGAAGGCGUUGAGACGAGAGCAUGAGAGGGAGGUUGGGCGGAUCAGAUGGGAUGAGUUGAGGGGUAGUACCGAAGGAUAGGAGUCGUUGUAUUUAUAUACUACAUAUUAGCACCAUCAAUGGUCUUGUGCAUGCUGCUCAUUCUUAGGCCUGUCACCAGGUCUUGCCCCU
This is a messenger RNA of Mytilinidion resinicola, 1527 nucleotides long. RefSeq lists its product as uncharacterized. The transcript is spliced from 2 exons. Lineage: Eukaryota; Fungi; Ascomycota; Dothideomycetes; Mytilinidiales; Mytilinidiaceae. Gene Ontology annotation, biological process: GPI anchor biosynthetic process. The record is from RefSeq and is a predicted model, not a curated record. Gene Ontology annotation, molecular function: glycosyltransferase activity. Gene Ontology annotation, cellular component: Golgi membrane. The coding region runs from base 67 to 1437 and encodes 456 amino acids.